GAAUUAGCAUUAGUCCAACAGCUUUUGAAAAGUGUAUAACAUCUGUUGACAUAACUAAAGUUAAUUAAAUUUUUAUUACUGCUAACGUCGCCCAAAAAGAUGAUAGUCGCCCUCAUAUUGCUAGUAGUAAUCGUUCACCAAGGCGCCACAAAUUCUAACCAAUACUGCCAAAGUGAUGCUUGCCCCGAUCGGCUCCCGAACGUCGGAUGUGGCUGCAAAGCGUCCACCUAUGGGCCACAGUGUAAGGACCGGAACGCCCGUAACAUAAUCUUGGAUGACAAAUUGAAAACACUCCUGCUGGAGCAGCACAAUACGAGACGCAACUUGGUGGCAUGUGGAGACGUAAAACCGCAUCCACCUGCCGCAAAGAUGAUUGAGUUGCAAUGGAACGACGAACUGGAAUUCUUGGCCGAUUGCAACACAAUGAAAUGCGUUUACGGGCACGAUUCGUGUCGGAGCACAAGCGAAUAUCCGUAUGCAGGACAGAACAUUGCAUCCAAGCUGAUUUGCGGCAAGACGCCACUGGGAGUGGAGAACAUGAUUGUUGACAGUGUGGAUGUAUGGUUCCAGGAACACCGGAAUACCACACCGAGUAUGACUGACUCCUAUCCGGAGGGGAAGGUGCCCGGCGGUCCCAUCGGACAUUUCACCCUGCUGGUCAAUGACAUGGUCCAGCGCAUCGGCUGCAGCUACAUCAUGUACCAAGAGCAGCGAAAACGCGGCAAGAAGCAAACCUGUCAGAGGCACUACCUCGUUUGCAAUUACUCGUACAGUAAUUUCAUCGGGGAGAAAACCUACACCAAGAGCCACCAGCCAGCCGAGGAGUGCCAUUUUCGUUCCAGUAAACACUCCUGUUUGUGCAGCAGUGGCGAAUAGAACACUUCACUCUCCCAAGUGGAGCAAUACAUACGUAUAUCUUGUUACUGGGUGCUAGACGGAAGCGACAGACGACAACCGAUACGGCAAUCAGGAUUAGGUUUCCACUUUUGCGACGUCGAUGCGAAUGAAAAAGAAAAUAAAACAAAGAUGGAAUAAAUAGAA
This is a messenger RNA of Aedes aegypti (yellow fever mosquito), 1041 nucleotides long. RefSeq names its product venom allergen 5. The transcript is spliced from 3 exons. NCBI's taxonomy places the organism in Eukaryota, Metazoa, Arthropoda, Insecta, Diptera, Culicidae. The coding region runs from base 100 to 876 and encodes 258 amino acids. The record is from RefSeq and is a predicted model, not a curated record.